CAACCAUAACAUCAGUAAUAGGCUGUGUUUUGAAAUACAGCAAUACAAGCUAAGCAUGUAAAAGAGUCUUAAUUAAAAAUAAUUAAGGGUCACAUGAGGAUGUUUGAUAACUAAAUGAAAAAUAUUGUUAGAUUUUGCUAUUUUGAGAGAAUUCUAUUGAAUGUUCCGUGAACUGGCAACCCGAUCCCUUGAAGGUGCGUGUAAAUAGUACGCCAAAUAAAAAUGAAAACUCGUGGUAUAGAUACGCAAAAAUGGACUUUGUCGUGUUUAUGCUAUGCGUUGGGUAGAAUUAGGUUUGUGGGUUAGAUGAGUAUCAUGUUUACGCGACAACUGCGCAUUAUAUAUACGCCAAACCCAUUUUUCGUAUAAAUACCACGAGUUUUCGCUGUUUUCACGAGACUGAGGUGGAACCGGAGUGGAAAUAAAGAUUAAUAAACGAAAACAAAACUCACUGCCCUCUGAUAUGUAUCGGAAAUUAGAGGCAUUCCAGGCAGAGCAGCAAACAUGAUUCAUUCACACACACCCACGCUAUCUGGCAAUCUGUCACACACAGACACACCUGGGCAUACUGGAAGCCAGGUGACUUCUUACCGAACACACAUCGACCGACGCUUAGAACCACAAAAUUAAAUCCGGUAUUACAAGAGCUGAGAGUCUGAAUCGCAGAAAAAUAAAACAUUAAUCGUUUCUGUCUCCUUACAGACGGAAGUCACAGUAUGGCGCGUGACUGCGGUGCCUCGCGCUUCCCGCUCGGCGGAACUUGAGAACCGGACUGUGUAUCCGAGCCGAACUGAAUAUGGUCAUCCUGGACUCUACUGAAGCCUCGCAGAGACAACGAAGCGAAGGAUAUAACCCGUGAGAUUUGGGCAUUGAGCGGUUUCGAUUAAUUGUCUCUUGGACACCAGAGCGAAACUGUUGCGCAAUGAAGUUUGCGUGGAGGAUAGCCCAACUGCUCCUAUUGGCCACCGGAAGUGUGUGUUCACUGGAACGAGUCACACACAACCCAGAUAACAACGUCACGUGUCCUCAGGCUCUAAACUGCAUGAUGAUAAACACAGAUCCCAUCACAUCAUCUGAUGUGGUCUGUGGUCCUGUGAACGCGUGUUCUCUGCUCGUGACGUCAAAACUGUGCUGUCACAAGAACGACUGCAAACCCUGUUUGUGGAUCGACAUCCAGCUAAGUGUUAUUCCAGAUCCCAAAGAGGAAGAGGACAGAGAUAUUGAGAGAUCCGAAUGUGAAGAGGAGCUCAGUGGGGACUGGGAUUCGGGAUCUGUUUCCAUGCCAAACAACACAUCAGAAGCUACUAUAACAAUAUGCUACAAACCAGCAGAAAUGCAGCGUGAAUGGUGCGAGAGAUUAGAUUUCACAGUGACUUCUACCGCGAGCCUUAAACCUCUCAUUAUCACUCUGGUGGAGUACAGACAUGUUGACUUUGGCAGAACAAUGGCGAUCACUGUUAGAUCAUUCAAUAAGUCACCAGAAGUUAAGAUCGUUGAAUUCCCUACAUUAACAACAGUUUGUCUUUCAUCACACCUCAAGGACAUAAAGUGGUGCAAAGGUCCCAAUAUCACCACUAAAAUAGAAGAGAGAGUGGUUAAGGUGCUGUUAGCGGACGAGGAUGAAGAAGCUGCCGAACGCCUGUCUCUGUGCAUGAAACGUGGAAGAGCAGGGAAAUGCUGGCCUUUGCCAAGUAAUAAGAUUUCACGGGCGUCAGUCACAAGCUGCACGUGUUUCCAGGCGUGGAAAACUUCAGUUCGUACGCAAAUCUGUCCUUUUGCAGAGAAUACAGAAUUUAAAAAAAAUGUCCGGAGCAACAUUUCAGUGUCUUUAGCCCACAUGGAGACAAAUGAUGGUAAGCCGGUGCUAAGCUGGAAAUUAACAGUGCCCUGCAGGAUAAGAGCCGAUCUCUGGCCCUGUCAGCUUGAGGAUGAUGGAAAUUGCACAGAAGUUGAAGGAUUCAGACAGAAAUGUAAUGGCUGGGAAGAAAGCAAAACAAUAUUAUGGGCAUCCGGGAUGUUCGUCAAUAUAACGUCUCAGAAUCACCAGCAGCUCUGCGUGAUGCUCGAAGUAGAUGGAGAGAUCGCGCGGUACUGUCAACAUCCCUUGGUGCGGCGGUACUGGAGCCUUCUUCUUCUUCUGCCGCUGAUCUUUGCUUGUCUGACUGCUCUUGGAGUACUUCUUCUGGUGAACAAAUUCAGAUGGUCUUUAAGCAAAUGGGACAGAAAAUGUCAUUCUCAAGGUACACAAGAUAUGAGGGGACAGGUGUUGUUGCUCCAUUCCUCAGCCAUGGACCCACAGGUGGUGUGUAAGUUGGGCCAGUUGUUUUCUGAGCUGGGAUUCAGAGUAUUUCUGGACCUGUGGAACCAAACAGAGCUCGGUUCUUGCGGUCCGGCUGCGUGGCUCCACUCUAAGCUCGAUCAGAUCCAGAAGCAUGGAGGCAAGGCCCUUGUGGUGCUUUCUCCAACAAUACUGCAGAGAGCCGAGUUGUUUUGGGAAAUUGCCGUGGAAAGACAAAGCAAUCCCGCCGUAUACUCCUCGGAUAUGCUGGCUUCGGCACUGGGCUGCAUUUUCGCUGACCGUCAGAAGGUCUGCGCUGCUCAGCGGUUCAUCCUUGUGCAGUUAGACGUUCACAAACUUCCCAUUAAUAAGGAGCAUGACAUGCCUAAGCUGUUGAGGGGCCUGCCGCUUUAUAAGCUGCCCUCGCAGUCUCAGGGAUUACUUGCGGAACUGUGCGAGGAGAGCCCAAAUAUGAUGAGUUGGAAGUUUAAGAAGAUGUGGUGGAUGAAAACGGCACAGAGGAAGCUGGCCCAAGGAGUGCAGAGCAUUUUUAAGUCGAGAGUGAGGACUGAAUCCGUGCUCACGCAAUUUGAUUCACUCAGCCUAGACAAUGAAGACACAGAGGAAAGGAUAUUUAUUCAAAAUGACCAGCACUGAUGUGUCACACCAGAACAUUUGUUUGGAUCAGCGGUCACAGUCUGUCAGUAUGGACUAUGGACAGAUGACAUAAACAAUAAAAGUACCAGAAGCUCCAAGACCGUGGUGAAGUACCUUUGAAUACUAUGUGAAUGUGGCAUAAUACAGACGUUUUUACAGUAAGUGGCUAAAGGAAUAGCUUUAGAAGGAAGUCUGCUUGUGGGGCUAACAAGUCUAAAUGAGGGAAUUCCACAGCACAGACGCUACAGGAAGUAAAGAAAUUGAUACACUACAAAUACUUCAGAUAUUCAUGCUGUUUAUGUCUAGCCAAUGUACUCCUAUGUUUUUAUAGGUAGCCUGUUUGGAAGGAAAUUUACUCUUACUCACCGUUUUAAUCUCUGCUUUUAUUUAAUGGUUGUAAAUAAUGGCUUUUGGCACAUAUCUAUAUAAAUAUCGCUUUGUGCAUAUUUUAUAUAUGCAUGUAAUAUAUUUUAAUUGAACUUUUGUAAUAUACAGUACGUUUGAUGUUCUCAAAUAUAUUUUGACACUA
Puntigrus tetrazona (Sumatra barb) is the source of this 3464-nucleotide messenger RNA. RefSeq names its product interleukin 17 receptor C (gene il17rc). Lineage: Eukaryota; Metazoa; Chordata; Actinopteri; Cypriniformes; Cyprinidae. The transcript is spliced from 15 exons. Gene Ontology annotation, molecular function: interleukin-17 receptor activity. The record is from RefSeq and is a predicted model, not a curated record. The coding region runs from base 923 to 2935 and encodes 670 amino acids.